AUGGACGAAAUGGCGAAAAUGCUCGAGAGCUACGCUGGCGGUCUCCAUCAGUCCUUCGAGUCGGUCUUGCAGCGUGUGGACCAGAGUUUAGCCCAGAGCGCACAAGUGAUGCGCAUGAUGAAUGAAGCGAUGGAGUCGGUCAUGCUGCAGAACCUGCUUCUGCUCUCGAGCUACGAUGUUAGGGAAGGCCUGACCGUUGCAGUGGAGAACCGAUCGCAGGUUGCACUGGGGCAGACCAAAGUGAGCGCUCGACUGCACGACGCCGACAGGAGUUUCUUCUCCGUGGAGAUCGCAUCGCUUCCUGUCGGGCAGAAGAUGCAGUUUCAAGCUCCGCUACGUGACGUUGUUGUCGGUCCUGUCGCCGGCUUCCUUGAGCUCGAGUGCACCAGUCCCGGCACGCAACAGACACUUACGAAACGCUCUCCAUUUCGAGUGCUGUACUUCCAACAAGGAAGCUUUGAAGCUGAGGUGAGCGGAGAAGAGACGGCUACACCUGGCUCGGGUGAAGUAGCAGCGGUGUCAGAUAAGCUGCUGUUGACACGAGUGCGACAGCUUUUGAACAUCAGUCCGAUUCAAGGCAUCUUGACAGCUGAGAAGGGAAGAUAUCGUUACAUUCCAGCUGCAGCGCGGAACAACGAUUGUGUGCUCUAUCUCUCGGUCGAGGAGAGUGGAGCGGGUAACCCGGCAUACCGGGUCACUGUGUCUGCAGCUGGAAGUGCUGAUACUGCCGAGGAGCGCCGGCGACGAUGCCAGGAGAUAAUUGAUGAGAUGGAGAUCGUAGAGUGA
Peronospora matthiolae is the source of this 786-nucleotide messenger RNA. The record is from the annotation of a GenBank genome assembly. NCBI's taxonomy places the organism in Eukaryota, Oomycota, Peronosporomycetes, Peronosporales, Peronosporaceae.